Molecule: messenger RNA, 1319 nt
Organism: Spirometra erinaceieuropaei
Lineage: Eukaryota; Metazoa; Platyhelminthes; Cestoda; Diphyllobothriidea; Diphyllobothriidae
Source: the annotation of a GenBank genome assembly
AUGUCCGACGGACAGCUGUAUCACAUUGGCCUUCGGAGGUCAUUCACCUGGAUCUUUGUGGUUGCUGAUAUCCCUCAUGCAAUCCUCGGCUCGAAAUUUCUUGCCGAAUUCGAUCUCCUUGCUGACUGCCGACGUGCCCGUCUCCUCGACCGCACAACCGGUCUGUCUGUUCGUGGACUAACUCCCUUUACUGCCCCCACCAACUUAUCUGUCUUGGAUACGGAUAUUGCUAGCCCCUUUCGGUAACUGCUUCUUAGUCACCCCAACAUAAUUAACUCCCUGUUUCGCAGUGGUGAGGUCCAACAUGAUGUUGUGCGGUAUAUCUGCACCUCAGGUCCUCCUAUGUUUGCUCUGCCGAGACGACUAGCACUGGAGCGUUUUCGGGCCGCGAAGGCGGAGUUUGAAUACAUACUGCAACUGGGAAUAAUUCGACCGUCCGAGAGCCCUUGGGCGUCCCCACUACACAUGGUGCCCAAGGCGACAUCAGGCGACUGGCGACCACGUGGCGACUAUCGUGCCUUCAACAGCGCUACCAUUCCUGAUCGGUACCCCGUGCCUCAUCUUCAGGACUUUGCUGGAGCCCUUUUCGACAAAGCGGUUUUCUCGAAGAUUGAUCUGGUGCGCGCUUUUCAUCAGAUUCCAGUCGCCCCUGAGGACAUCUCUAAAACCGCCGUCACCACACCCUUCGGUCUCUUUGAGUUCAUCUGCAUGCCAUUCGGUCUUCUUAAUGCCGCCCAAACGUUCCAGAGGUUCAUCGACCAUGUCUUACGUGGACUACCCUUUGUGUACGCCUACAUUGAUGACCUCUUGGUGACCAGCCGGAAUGAAGAAGAACACAAAGAGCAUCUUGCCUUGGUGUUUGACCGUCUUGACAAGUUUAAUGUUGUCAUCAACCCCUCCAAGUGCGUGUUGGUUGUGCCUUCACUCGAGUUCCUUGGCCAUCAGGUCGACUCUGAAGGUUUGCGUCCCCUCCCCUCCAAGGUUAAAGCAGUUCCUAAUUUUCCUCUUCCAACUUCCUCGGCAUGGUCAAUUUUUACCGUCGGUUCCUACCGAACUGUGCUGACCUCAUGCUGCCGCUCACCAACAUGCUUUCUGGUCCCAAAGGUCCCCUCGAGCUGACUGGUGCAGCACUGACUGCUUUUGAGAGAAUCAAGAAUUUGCUUGCCGAUGCCACCUUACUCACACAUCGCGCUCCCGAAGUUCAGCUGUCUCUGAUGGUAGAUGCCUCGACUGUAGCCGUAGGUGCAGUCCUUCAGCAACACCUUGCUGGUUGCACUCGAAUACUUGCCUUUUUCUCCAAAAAAGCUGUUACCAGAUGA